Strongylus vulgaris is the source of this 363-nucleotide messenger RNA. The record is from the annotation of a GenBank genome assembly. Lineage: Eukaryota; Metazoa; Nematoda; Chromadorea; Rhabditida; Strongylidae.
AUGGUCCGGUCCUGGAGCCGUGGCUGCCUUUAUGGCUGGGUUGCGGCGCGUACUCCAGCAGAAAGAAUCCGUGGUUGUAUCCCUUCAGUAGGGAUUACGAGGUUUGACACGGGUGUGAAGAGCGGAAGAGAUUGGUAUAAAUCUUCUUGUGGUCGAUUCCUUCUGCCGGGAAGGCGAGUCCCGUCUUCGUUUAGUAAUGUUGUCAGUGGAGCAAGAUUUCCUUGCAAAGCUGUUCUGCAAUGGUAUUGGCAACCAGUCGCUCGAGAUGUGAUGCAGUUGGAUCCAGCCUCAGUGCUCUUCUCCUUUGUAGCAAUCCUUGGUGGCUUUCGAAAUUCGUUCCAAGUUCCUUGUGCGAAGCAUUGA